This is a messenger RNA of Aaosphaeria arxii CBS 175.79, 1128 nucleotides long. Its product is annotated as UBC-like protein. The transcript is spliced from 4 exons. NCBI's taxonomy places the organism in Eukaryota, Fungi, Ascomycota, Dothideomycetes, Pleosporales. Bases 418 to 882 code for a protein of 154 amino acids. The record is from RefSeq and is a predicted model, not a curated record.
GGCCUAUGUUCCUCUAAGCUCGGGAGCUCCAUCGCCUACCAAGCAAGGAACCUCCAGUGUACGACCACUGCAUCCUAUUUUAAGAUUAUACUUUUCGCAGGGCCAUAUUGGACUACAUAUUUCGACAUCCUCCUGUUCUAUCCUUUCUAGCGGAUUGCGAUUGUAAUCUCGUUUGUUUGUGCCUACUUGAUUGAGUGUUCCCCGCUAUCGACGUGGUUCGCCGUCUGUUCGCCAGGCUUGCACCUCCACACCACCUACCUAUCUCUACGUCUGCCUUAAAUCAAGCCCAAAGAGCGAGCCAGCGACUGCCAAUUCUACCCACGAGUUCAAGAUACCUCUCCGCUUCUAUACCCACCUGGCGACUAUCACGGAACAUAAACCCUCGAGGCAGGAAAGCUCGAAGGAAAGGCAGCAAAGAUGUUUGCGACGAAGCGGUUACAAAAGGAACUGAUCAAGUUGAACGAGAAAUUACCCCCAGGAAUAACCCUCGUCAAGGCCGACGACCUGAAAGAAUGGCUCAUGGACAUCCAAGUCAUGGACGACAACCCAAUCUACAAGGAUGAAACCUAUAGAUUGAAAUUUACUUUCAGCGGCAACUACCCCAUCGAGGCUCCAGAAGUCGUCUUCACACCCGUCCAAACGCCCUCACGGCCGAUUCCCCUACACCCACACAUCUACAGCAACGGUAUCAUCUGUCUCGACAUGCUUGCCCGGGAAGGUUGGUCACCGGUGCACAACGUGGAGAGCGUGUGUGUCAGCCUGCAAUCCAUGUUGACAAGCAACACGAAGCGCGAGAGACCAGAGGGAGAUGACAAGUUCGUCAAGUACAACACCAGGAGGCCGAAAGACAUUAACUUCGUCUUUCACGACAACGGUGUGUAAGGCUGAUCACGAAGGUACGAUGGCACACCUGCUGUGAUGGCGCGCGCGAUAACAGCGGAUGGGGGACAUGCAGAUCAAGAGCAAUAAAGAGGCACUAACGAAUUCAUGUGGAGUUUGGGUACUGCUGUACAUUUCUCCUUUUGCAUGGUGGGAAUCAUGGCGUUUCAUGUGAUGUUUUAUAGGGUCGUAGCAUACAUAUCUUGUCGAUAGAGAGACUCCAUGGCUUAUUACAACGAUUUCCCUUAU